Molecule: messenger RNA, 2183 nt
Organism: Effrenium voratum
Lineage: Eukaryota; Dinophyceae; Suessiales; Symbiodiniaceae
Source: the annotation of a GenBank genome assembly
AGCCAGAACCGUGUUACCGCAAGUUGUAUCCAUAACUUUGUACAGUAUGGCAGGCAAGGUGAAGGUGCUUGCGACUCUGCAAGUGGCCUUCUUUGCGUGGAAGUGGCUAGUCUCGUGGUGGUCGGUUGUGAGCAAUUCAUGGCAGCUCACAAAGGGGCUGGCUGAUGGUGAUGGUGUUGACGUGCUGUACGCUGCGCCCUUGACUGUGCUCAUUAUGGGGCUUAUCAUGACGAACCUCCAUGGCUACUUCGAGGAGAAACGCAAAGAGCCGGAGUUGGCGCGCGCUGCAAGCAUGGAUGUGGACCUACCAUUCUUACUUUGGCGAGAUGGCAGGGAGAUAUGUUCAGAGAAGCCGCCGAAGACCUGGGGUCGGCUCAAGCUCCGACAAGCCCUUGGCAGAGGGAUCCCCUUGUCGAUGGCGAGCUUCUAUCUUGCGAGCCGCUCGGUGGUGGAGGAGCCACUCUGCCAACUUUCCACAACUGUGGGCAGACCACUUCUGGAGAAGAAAAAUCGGCUUUACGAAACUGAGCUGUUAACGCUCUUGAGAACCCACUCGGAGGUUUGCAGCGUGUCCCUGCCUGGCAUCGGGCUGGGAUGCAAGACAAGGGAGGAGGAGAAUCAAGAUGCACUGGUGAAAGCUCUUGAGGACAGAGCUUCUGCAACAUUUCCCCGCAACUCCUCCAAGAAGAUGCACGAGGCUGAGGAGGCACUGUGGAAAGCAGGGCAUUGCCAUUUGUCAACAUGGCAAGCCGUGCCGAUCAACAAGACCACCGAGGAAGAAGGCAACUACUGUGGUUACGAACUCUGCGUGAACACAAGCCCUCAGGAAGGGCCAACGCAUGCCUUCAAUGAGAUUGUGCACUCGGCCAUGAUUGAGAAGAUCCAGACGAAUGAAGUGGCCGAGGCAAGUGUGCGGAUGGUUCUCAGCAAGCUGACUAAAAAGGUGUGGACAAAAGUCUCGGCCCGCGCGAUUCCCUGGGUGCGUUCGCGAGCUUCUUGCCCGAGCACAUGGGUGAUGGCCGAAGCGGCCGCGUUGCUGUGUCCACAUGGAGGUUUUGGGGCUACGACUUUGUGCUCGGCUUGAUUUUCCUGAUUUCGUCUGUGUUGCCACUGGCAGCAUGGGUGGCGGAGCGAAGAAACCUGAAAGCACGGCGCCAAAAAGCCCUAAUCUGGGCGCACUACGGCAUUGACGUCGUGCUGGUCGAGGUGGCUGCCAUCUGCAUGUUGACCUGGAGAGUCCUUGGCCUCUUUGGUUCCAAGCUCUCGGUUCGGAUGGAUGAAAUGGUAGAGACCGUGGCCGGAGCAUUGACCAAGCUUCCUGUGACCCCCGAACCCAACAUCUCUGCAGCCUUGAGCAAGUUGGGGGGACAGUUACAAACACUGGUGGAAGAACAAUGGCAGGGCAAAGUAAACUUGCAAGUGAUCGAACUGAUGACAAGUUUGGCAGAGGAGUUCCAGGUAGGGCUUGCGACGUUUCUACCAUUUCUGGGAGCCGCGGUCCUCUUCUGCGUUGCCUCCACAGUUUUUGUCCCCAAAUGCCAGCUGACUGAAGAGCAGCCCUGGCUCACCCGAUGGAAGGUUGCCGUCGGGGGUCCCCUGUUCCUGUUGGGUGCCGCGCGCAGCAGGGAGGUGCAAAGCCUAUGCGACGGCGUCAGGCAACAAAUCAUUUUCCGGGGAUUGCUGCUGAGCAUCCUGCUCGCGGUCUUCCUGGCGCCGGUGGACGACUUUGACGCGGGCCUGGUAACCAGCUUGGUACUCAAGCACAGAUUCACAAGGGUGCCCUUUGUCCUGGCGUGGUUUACUUUGUGGGGGCUGCACAUCGUGACCGGGAUGCUGGCUGUCCAUGAGAUCCAGCUGCGACAAACCCUAAGCGAGGAGACUCGCCUUGUACGUGACAUCGACCGCCAGCUUUACGGCAGCCUCAAUCAGCCUGCAAGAGCCGAAGAAGGCCGUGGAGCUGAGGCCGCGCAUCGACUCCCAGCUGGCCAGUCGGCAGGUGUUGAAGACCGUGUGCCGGGCACACCCAUGGCAGGCCAGUCACCAGGGCCUUUGAAGUCUCCCACCUUGGGUGAGGUGUAAAGUUGCAUCAACACCUUUGCAGCCAGAUGAAAAACAGGUGAUGCGUGAGGCCAUGACGGGCAAGGCUGCCGUGGGCUCAACGUUCGCCGUUUCAAGGCAAGCGC